AUGCACUAUUUGCAUUCAGCCUUGAUGACUAUACAUCUGGCCUAACUCCUGAUGAUUGGCAAGUCAAGCGGGCGGCACAUCUGAUCGUGCAGAUUUUAAAUUAUAAAGAAUCGAUUGAUAGCGAACGCCUUCCACCCGACGUAACUCGUCUUUAUCCACUUUGCAUGUACCAAUAUACACGAUGCUAUGGUGUUACCCGCAUCCCACAGCAUAAUUGCGAUGCACUUGUUCAUACUCCACAUCCAGCAAUUGCAAAGCAUAUCUUAAUAAUAGUCAGGGAUCAGUUUUAUGUUAUCGAUGUUUAUGAUGGAAACGGACGUCGAUUGGCUGCGGGUGAUAUUGAAUUUCAAUUACAGCGGAUCAUUGAAGAUGUUAAGAAAGCAGAGUUGGAUCCCCCCGUCAGUGUAUUGACUGGUGACCAUAGAGAUUCCUGGACUGUGGCUCGAGAACACUUGCUGAGUAUACCUCAAAACCGUGCUACCCUUACUGACAUUGAAGAUGCACUAUUUGCAUUCAGCCUUGAUGACUAUACAUCUGGCCUAACUCCUGAUGAUUGGAACAAGAAUGCGUUUCAUGGUCUGAAUGGACAUAAUAGAUGGUUUGAUAAGGCAAUGUCGUUUGUCAUUGAAAAUAACGGACGGGCUUCGCUCAAUGGAGAGCAUUCACCGUGUGAUGCUUUAAUUCCUUCUAUAAUUGUAGAUAACAUUUUGAAAGAAGCAAUGCCUUCUACUCUACAAAAAUCAGGUUCCGAAAUUCCUCUACCGAGAAGAAUCCGAUUUGUCACUGACGAUCGGAUAUUGAAAGACAUUGCAGCGGCGCAGGAAAGAGUAGAUAAAAUUAUUGCAGAUUCCGACGCCGUAUUAUUACAUUUCAAGGAAUAUGGAACACAUUUUAUGAAGACUGUUGCCAAGGUGGCCCCUGAUGCCUACAUGCAAAUGGUCCUCCAGUUGGCUUAUUACAAACUCCAUGGCAAAGUGGUUCCUACGUACGAGACAGGAUCGACCAGGCAAUUUCUACACGGGCGAACCGAAACUAUAAGGACUCUAAGCAACGAGAGUAAAGCUUGGGUCGAAGCAAUGGAGAAUAAUUCGCUGAGUUCAAAGGAUAAAUAUAACAAGUUUCAAGUAGCAACUAAAGCACAUUCGCAAUACACGCGAGAUGCAUCAAACGGAAAAGGAUGCGAUAGACAUCUCCUUGGAUUAAGGUGUUGUCUAAAGGAAGGUGAAUCACACCCGUUGUUUACUGACCCGAUAUUUGCCGGCUCUCAAGUAUGGUUGUUGAGUACCAGUGGAUUGAGUGCUGGAGAUCGAUUUACCGGUACCGGAUUUGGUUGUGUAUACCCCAAUGGCUAUGGUAUAAACUACCUUCCAGGGAACGUGCUGCUGAAAUUUGGAAUUGAGUCAAAGAAAUCUUCAACAGAAACGGAUUCAAACGCAUUCCGUCAAUCUGUAGUAAAUGCUCUACACGACAUGAGACAGAUGUGUGAAGACGUGAAUGGAAAGUACGAUAUUUCUACCGCUAGAUUGUGA
This is a messenger RNA of Paraglomus occultum, 1529 nucleotides long. The record is from the annotation of a GenBank genome assembly. NCBI's taxonomy places the organism in Eukaryota, Fungi, Glomeromycota, Glomeromycetes, Paraglomerales, Paraglomeraceae.